AUGAUGAAGACCAAGGUUGGGUACACCCAGGGGUUUCUGCACAACCCGAGUUACGAGGACGUGUGUACUGGCACCACCCAGCAUUCGGAGGUUGUGAGAGUGCAGUACGAUCCUAAAGAGUGCAACUUUAAGAGCCUGCUCGAUCUCUUCUGGUCCAGGCACGACCCCACCACACUCAAUCGUCAGGUAGACAUUGAAGACGAAGAUGAUGAUGCAGAGAACAAUGGCGACGAUGACGAGUGCGAGGUUGAAAUCACCCAUCGCGGAGACGUCGUUUCAGCUGCUCUCAAAUCGAAUCGGAGAGAUCGAGAAGGGGAAUCAGAAAUUAGGGUUAGGGAUGUGAAAUUACGCGUUCAAGUGAUCGCAGAUCUCUGUCGCUGGUCCGAAAAGGAGUAG
Malus domestica (apple) is the source of this 396-nucleotide messenger RNA. RefSeq lists its product as uncharacterized. Gene Ontology annotation, cellular component: cytoplasm. Lineage: Eukaryota; Viridiplantae; Streptophyta; Magnoliopsida; Rosales; Rosaceae. Gene Ontology annotation, biological process: cellular response to oxidative stress. The record is from RefSeq and is a predicted model, not a curated record. Gene Ontology annotation, molecular function: peptide-methionine (S)-S-oxide reductase activity.